Messenger RNA from Durio zibethinus, 1895 nucleotides. The record is from RefSeq and is a predicted model, not a curated record. NCBI's taxonomy places the organism in Eukaryota, Viridiplantae, Streptophyta, Magnoliopsida, Malvales, Malvaceae.
GCCUUUUUCAAUAAAAAAAAAAAAAAAAAGGGAAAGAACCGCUGAAUGCAAAGGAUUCUCAAUUGUGUAAAACGACGUCAGAAUUAGGGCUUUGUCUCACAGCUUGCUCAGGCCGCUACAGAGAAAGAAGCAACCAGAAAACAAUAAUUUCCAUUCAUCAAAACUCGAUUUGUGCUCCGAUUCAGUUUAGUUUACAGUGUGCAAAAACAAAACGCUAAAAAUCGAAAGAAAAGAAAAAGUAAAUAGAAGAAGAAAAAUGCCUCAAGUGAAGAUUAUCGCCAAGAAUUUCAUGGACAUGGUGGCGUCGUUGCCUGCCAUUAAGCUCGACAUGCUCUAUCGUAAUCAAUUCAUUUGCGAAGCCAUUCUCAGAUCGCUGCCACCUCUGGCGAAGAAAUACGUGUUACAAAUGCUCUACAUUGAUGUGCCAAUAACAUCCAAGUCGUUGCAGGAGUGGGUGAUUGCUGAUGGAUCCUCUAAGCACAAAGUUGCCAUCGAUCGGUUGAUUCAGUUAAGAGUGUUAGAAGUAAUUGAUAGGAAGAAGGAAACCGCUUACAAGUUAAAUUCCACAUUUCAGACUAACCUCAGGAAACAUUUGAUAAAUGGUGGGAUUUUGCCAAGAGAACCAAUGCCGUCAAAUGUUACUGCAAGACUCCCAACCUUGGAGGAACUUGACGCCUAUGCACAUGGGCAAUGGGAGGAGCAAGGUGUGGACCAAGCUGAUUUAAUUGCAUUUCUGCUAGAGCUUAGUUUUCAUACCACUGGUGAGGCAUAUAGUUUAAAUACACUGACUGAUGACCAGAGGGCUAUGAUCAAGGACCUUGCAGACUUGGGAUUGGUCAAACUUCAACAGGGCAGGAAAGAGAGUUGGUUUAUACCUACUAAAUUAGCCACCAAUCUUUCAGUGAGCUUAACUGAUUCAUCAUUAAGGAAACAGGGAUUUGUUGUUGUCGAAACAAACUUUAGGCUGUACGCAUACUCGUCAUCGAAGUUACACUGUGAAAUUUUACGUCUAUUUUCAAGGGUAGAGUAUCAACUUCCCAACCUCAUAGUUGGUGCAAUAACAAAAGAAAGUCUGUAUAAUGCUUUUGAAAAUGGCAUUACAGCUGAACAGAUAAUUACGUUCCUUCAGCAGAACGCACAUCCUCGGGUUGCUGAAAAAACACCAGCUGUACCUGAAAAUGUCACAGAUCAGAUAAGAUUGUGGGAAACUGAUUUGAAUAGAGUUGAGAUGACUCCUGCUCAUUGUUAUGAUGAAUUUCCUUCAAGGGACGUCUUCGAGGCUGCUUCUGACUUUGCUCGAGUGCAUUGUGGCUUACUAUGGGAGGAUCCUAAGAAAAUGCGCAUGGUUGUCAAGGCGGAGAUUCAUAUGCUUAUGCGAGAGCAUCUUCGUGGAAACAAGUAGAGAUUGUUCAUCAUUCAAUCUCCUGAUACUGCACGCUGAAAGGGAUUGUCCAAAGUUUUGCUGGGGAAAAGGCUACUAGGAAUCUUCACUUAGCAGGGUGGUUUGUAAUUGAAAUUCCUUUUGGUUGGAGGCUGUCAACCUGAAUCUGCCUUGAUAUGAAUAAUUAGGGGGAGAGGAACAACUCUUUCUUGACUGAAAUCAAAUGUCGACAAGUUCCAAUCUUUGUCACUGAAAUCAGAGGUGGGGGAAGUAUCCUGUGUGUAUUUGCGGGGAUUUCGACAGAAUCACCUGUCAAUGGUUACCUGUGUCAUAUAUCCAUAUCAACAUAUGGUAGUCAAAGCAAUGUUUUCAGACAAUGUUUAGAUCCAAGGUUCUUAGUUUUCAACUCUUUUUGUGUCUUUAAUUUUAAUUCGAUACCUUCUUUUUAUUAUUAUACAUAUCAACUAAACACUUCCCGAAUUUUGGAAUAGAUCAUGGAAAAAUGUAUAAAUGA